Manihot esculenta (cassava) is the source of this 610-nucleotide messenger RNA. RefSeq names its product 60S ribosomal protein L36-2. The record is from RefSeq and is a predicted model, not a curated record. Gene Ontology annotation, molecular function: structural constituent of ribosome. Gene Ontology annotation, cellular component: cytosolic large ribosomal subunit; ribosome. Bases 127 to 450 code for a protein of 107 amino acids. Lineage: Eukaryota; Viridiplantae; Streptophyta; Magnoliopsida; Malpighiales; Euphorbiaceae. Gene Ontology annotation, biological process: cytoplasmic translation. The transcript is spliced from 4 exons.
ACGUGACAGAAUUGCCCUAAAUUUCGUGGCAACACGCUGCAUAUAUAAGGAACAGCAAACCCCAAACCCUAAUUUAUGCGUUAGAACUCGCCUCAGAUCCUUGUUACUGCUAUUCGUCCAGAGGUGAUGGCUCCAAAUACAGGCCUCUUUGUGGGGUUAAAUAAAGGCCACGUAGUAACCAAAAAAGAAUUAGCUCCACGACCUUCUGAUCGCAAAGGAAAAACUAGCAAAAGGGUUCACUUUGUGAGGAGUUUGAUCAGGGAAGUUGCUGGUUUUGCACCAUAUGAGAAGAGGAUCACUGAGCUUCUGAAAGUUGGUAAGGACAAACGUGCCUUGAAGGUGGCUAAGAGAAAGUUGGGAACACAUAAGAGGGCCAAGAAGAAGCGAGAGGAGAUGUCCAAUGUUCUCCGCAAGAUGAGGGCUGCUGGAGGUGGUGAGAAGAAGAAGUGAGAAUUUGCUAUCUUGGAAGUGAGAAUUGCUAUUUUGAAGUCAAUACUUUCAUCUUUCAGUCAGUAGUUAGUAGCCUUUGCUAUGUUAUUUUAGAUUAGACACUGAAGAUUUUGCUAAGAACGUUCUUUUAAUUGGAAGAAAAGGUGUCCUUUUAAUUUCA